GAGGAAAACAUUUGGGAGGGAAGAGGAGGGUACUAUGAGAAAGAGGAAGGAAGGGCUCUAUUUAAUGCAAGAGAGUGAGGCUGUGGUCUGUCAGAGCGUGUGGGGACACUCUCGGAGGCCUAACUGUGCAGUGACCAGAGCCGCUUGUUCAGCUGUGUGCGUUUGUGUGUGAGUGUGUUGGACCAUGCCGGGAUCAGAGAAGAGCUUGAUGGUGCGACGCUACCUCACCUUUGCUACGGGUCUGGUGGAGUGUCUGUGUUUUGCCGGGGCCGUGUUUGGAUGGGCUUCCCUUGUUUUUGUCCUGAAGAAAGAGGGCUACUUCAGCUCCCUGUGUGUCAACACCACCACAGUCAACUCAACCCACACUCUAGACUGCAGUGGACAAGAUGAACAGUUCUCACUCAUUUUCACCAUCGCCUCCUUUAUGAAUAACUUCCUGACGCUGCCCAACGGUUUCCUCUUCGACCGCUUCGGCACUACUGUGUCUCGGCUCUUCGGAAUAUGUCUCUACACCAUCGGUACCUUGAUGGUGGCCUUCUCAACUACAGCUCUGCCCAACCUGCUGUUCCCAGCUCUCUCAUUCCUGGCUGUGGGCGGCAUCUUGUUCCUGAUCACCAACAUGCAGGUGGGAAACCUGUUCGGCUCACAUCGCUCCACGAUCAUCACUCUUUAUAACGGGGCCUUUGAUUCUUCCUCAGCACUCUUCCUUGUCAUCAAGUUGUUACACGAGUCAGGCAUCUCUCUCCGUGCCUCUUUCCUCUUCCUCUCCGCUUGCAGCGUCAUUCACCUUUUCAGGACUUUCUUCUUGCUGCCCAAAAACUUCAUUCCCUACCCGGUGCCUGAUCAUUACACAUACGGGAUAACCUGUGGAAAAACCGAGAGUCUGAACUUAGAGGUGGCAGCAAAUGGAAGUGUACAGAAGGCGACCGAGGAAACGCCACUCAACAAGGCCGUCCCGGCAAAGCAAGAGAGGAGCUUCCGUGAGUGUUUGACGUCCAGGUUCUUCAUGUGGCACCUGGUCUGGUUGUCGGUGAUGCAGCUCAGACAUUACCUGUUCAUCGGCACCCUCAACCCCAUGCUGCAGAGGCUGACAGCCGGAGAGUCCACGCUGGUGAGCCAGUACACCAACGCCUUUGCCAUCACCCAGCUGUGUGGCGUGCUGUGUGCUCCGUGGAACGGCCUCAUCAUGGACAGAUUCAAGAAGAAACCUCGUGCUGCAGGAGAGACCGAGCAGGAGACAGACUUGCGGGCCUCCAUCCUUUCCCUCUUCCUGACAGCGCUGCAGUGUGUGCUGUUUUCCGUUUGUGCCUCCACCCCGUUCCUGCCGCUUCAGUACCUCACCUUCAUCCUGCAGGUCCUCAACCGCUCCUUCCUCUACGGCGGCAAUGCAGCCUUCCUCAGUGUGGCUUUCCCGUCAUGCCACUUUGGGAAGCUGUACGGCCUGGUCAUGGCUCUGUCUGCCGUGUUUUCCCUGCUGCAGUAUCCCUGCUUCGCUCUGGUGAAAGGAGCUCUGAACGGAGAUCCUUUAUACAUGAACAUCGGCCUGACGCUGCUCAGCCUGCUGGCCUUCAUCCAUCCCCUCUCUGUGUACCUGCACUGUCGAAAGGCCUCCUCCCAGCGAACCCAGAGCAAACCCGACAGUGUCUCCUCUUAAAGGUUGUAAAAUCACAGCAAUGUCUAGCGCUUAAAUCAACUCUUCAGUUUUGUUUUUAGCGCUCACAUGGCUGAGCAGAGAUUUGAACAAAAGAGACCUUGAGUAUUGUUUUUCUCCAGGCUCUGUUGGAAAGAAAACAAUAGAUACUACACACAAGUGCCAAAUGAAAAGAUUCACAGAAAAAAAAAGGAGUUCAUAAAUAAUUGGACGGUUUUGUAUGUUCCCUGCUCUCCCCGGUCUUCACUGCAGCAGCUCAACUUUUGCUUGGGGGGGGUCUCUGCUGGUUCUUCAGGUUUUCAACAGGAAUGUUGCUUCUCAACCUGACAAGCUUAUCUGCUUGUACAUUUGGUCGGUUGAACCUGUGUGCAGAGAUGUUUUUUUUUUUUGUUCUUUCCCACGCACAAGAUUUUUCGAAGACUUCUCCUCAGGUCUUCCAGGCCAUUUUCUCUCUCUCUCUCUUUCUUUUCUUUUUUACUUUUCUUUGCACACAUUUUUUUUAGCGUAAAAACCUUACAUGGUCAGUCUUUACUCUUUGUGUUGACAGAUAACUCCUUCUUAGUCUAAAUAGCAAAUAUAGCUCCGAGCUCCAAGAACCAACACGUAGUGGUGUCGAAUUACUUUUGAAUACUUGCAGUUGUAAUUCUGUGCAUUACAAACACUGAAUUCUCACACAGUUCUUUCAUUUUUGAUGUUAUGUAUCAAAACCUCAUAUGUAGUCGAGGAAAGCCUUGAUUAAGGAACUUUAUUGUAGUAUCUGUUUUUUAUUGAACUAAUGAAGGAAAGGUCCCUACGGACCGAAAUAUUUGUUGUUGUUUAUUGUCAAAAUGAGUUCUAACAGAUGCAUUUAAGGUUGUAGCAUAGCAUUAUAGUAUGUGAGCGUGCUCACUGCUAAACUGAAUGCAUCUUUAAUAUUUACAGGCAUUCUGGUGUGUCUAACCUUUUACCUCCUUUGACUUUUCCCAGACAUAAUUUUUAUCCAAUCACCAUUUUUGUUUACAUUCAACAAUCAGCUGAAGAUAUUUUUUAGAUAUUUUUUUUAUUUAUUUCAGUUUUAAAGUUCAGCCAAUUCUUGGCUGUUCUCUGUAGCAUCUAACACAUGGUGCUGAUGUGCUUUUUGAAAACCCACCUUAUUGCCUAGCCUAUAUUUCUGUAACUGUGCCAAGACUUGUGCCUUUAUUAUGCUUAUUAUUUGAAAUAUCUAUUGAAAUUUUUAUGUCGUUUGUAAUACUAGCUUCCCGUUAUUAUGGAUGGAGGGUACUAAAGGACACAUAUAAUUGUAAAAAACGUAUAUAUAUAUAUAUUUUUUACAAUUAUAGCCUCAAAAGUGAGUAAUGAACCAACACUGUUAAGUACAGUGGCAACUUAAGGGAUGUUCGUAAUCAGUCUAUGAUCUAUAAAAGUGUGAAGUCUCUUUGUUAGGAUAAAGAUCCUGACAGCAGCUCAGUUCAGGUCACGUCUCCGCCAUCUGCUGGCUUCACGGUGGACCUGUCAGACACUACGACUGAAACCAACAGUGAAACAGUGCAGCUUUGUUUGGGUCCAAAGUCUCAGGUGUGAAACGGGACUUUGAGCCAUGAAGGAUUUUGUUCCUGAAAAUGUACGGCAUAUUGUAGCUGAUGCUGGUGGAUUGUAAAGGAUUAUAAAGGGAAACACAGUAUUUCUGUUUCAGGCUGACAGUUUUAUUCUUAAGUGCCAAAACAUACAUGAUUGUAAUGCUUUUAAAAUGUAAUUAUAAAUAUACAAACUGCAGAGACAGUGAAAUGUGUAUUUUCUAUACUAACUUUAGUAAUGUGAUGAAGGGAUUCAUGUUCUGGAAAUGUACAUUAGUCUCCCCAAACAAUGCUGUUUCCUUUCAUGUGAGACAGUUGCAUACUGUCCUGUAUGUGUUGCAUGUACAGUUGGAAUAAAAAGUGCAACCUAUCAAGCAGAAGAACUAUAAAUUAAACAGGUCUUGUGAAUGGAGGCGCUGUACAUGCAAACAGCCGACAGUAUUGGAAUAAACACUGAAGUGUUAAUUAAAGGGUGAUUCCACAAA
Messenger RNA from Mugil cephalus (flathead mullet), 3689 nucleotides. RefSeq names its product solute carrier family 43 member 3b (gene slc43a3b). The transcript has 13 exons. The record is from RefSeq and is a predicted model, not a curated record. Gene Ontology annotation, biological process: transmembrane transport. Gene Ontology annotation, molecular function: transmembrane transporter activity. The coding region runs from base 185 to 1654 and encodes 489 amino acids. Lineage: Eukaryota; Metazoa; Chordata; Actinopteri; Mugiliformes; Mugilidae.